AUGACGAAACGCAUUUUGCACUUCUUCGCACAACAGGCCGAGGAGGCCAUCGACAGCCACUGCACGGACGUUUGUCCGGAUCCGACACUGCAGGCCAAGUACCAUCCCUUUCUGCAGUCGAGCAGAAGACGCGGGAACAAAUCCUUGAAGAUGGCUCUGACAAGCAGGUUCAUGGCUCGUGGUGCUGGGUACGUGUCACUAAAAAACGACCGGAACCUCGCCGACAUGGGCAUCGUGUCCGAGAGGUCUGUCUUCGCCACGAAGACCGGGGAGGAGUACGCGGCCAGGUUGCUCAUGAAGGCCGAGUCCCAAGUUGCUGCCUGCAUCAGCAAGCAGAAGCUUCCGACCAUAAACUUCUGCAUGGACGGAACGAGCUACGCCGGGGAACACGUGCUCUCAGUUGUCCUCCGUCUUGGUGGUUACCACUUUGCCGGCCCCACUCAGAUGGUGAAUGUGAGUGCCUGUGGCAAGACAGAAGCCGAGCAGGCGGUCGAGACGCUGGGACAGGUUCUUGAUGGGGAGAGGCCUGCUGACGCAACGUCCUCCGUGGGCAUGCCCAAGGAUGCCGUCAAGUUCCGAGAGUAUCGCACGCCAACCAAGAACUUGCUUUGUGCCCUAGCCAACAGCCUGCAGCACGUUAUGCCGCAAGGGUGGACUUUGCUCAAGUGCCGCCCGCCCAAUCCUCUGAAGCCUGCCACAGCAGGCUGCAGUCGCAUAUCCUACGAUCAGUCGGAGAUGGACGUCAUGGUGCCCCCACCUCCAGCUGGCUCAAACCUGCACUUCAUCUGGGAUAGUGAGAGAUUGGAAGCUCGUGCUGACCACUACGAGCACGAGGAUUUCACGCGCCUGGUCUUUGCGGCCGACGAAGGAACAGGCCAUGUGGCAUGGCAGCACUGCUGCAGCCAAUCUCUGUGGAUGUUGAUGUGGCCUGACAUUUUUCACAAGUGUGCUCGCAAAGCCGCUGCCGCGAUUCGUGCUCUCGACGAGGGACAGCCGUUCUUGAAACGGCUCAUGGCCUUGUUCCGAUUUUCCCGGGGGCCGUACAAGUCGUCCAGGCUUGGCCGCACCAUUGCGGAUGCACGAGACAAUCUGAUUCACAUCCUGCAGAAGAACCCUGAGAACGACUUUGUGCAGAUGUGGUUGGCCGGGGUGGCCAAGGACCUCGCCGGCUGGGAGAACGCCGAAAAUGUCGGUGAGUGCACGCCCUUUCAGCUGCUCCAAGAGCUCCGUCGCCGCAAAGGCUCCCUGCACUUGAAGCCCGAGACGGCGAAAGAUGUGAGAUGGUUUUCAUUCUAUGAUCAUGCCGUGGCCUUGGACAAGGUGUAUCACACCGAGAGCAUGAGCCAUGCCUUUGCCCUCUUCACGGAAGGCAAGAAUCCAUGGGCCUUGAAGGGACAGGGCGAUGCAAACGAGGUGCUGGCAGACGACACCAACCAGGACAAGAUGCGAGCUUUCAUUGUCGUCUUCAAAGCCCUCCGCAUGUUUGCAAAGGAUUGCCAGAACAACGGUGCCGCAUCCCUUCGUCAUGCAGUUGCCUUGGCCAGUGGGCGACGGGUGCAAAAGCUGAUCACGAAGACGUUCCAGAAUGCGGCCAAAGGGAGUGGCCUGGUGUACUGUGGUGCGACGAGCGACCCCGAAUCUUUGCAAUGGCUGUCUUCGCUCUUUCUCUUCACUUUGGAAGCCCUGCUUCACCUGGAUGCCACGCAUCGCAGCUUCCCUUGGAGGGUGGUGACAUGCUUGAACGAGCAGUUGAAGGAAGAGACUUUGUCCUUGAUGGCUGAAGAGUGGGCACUGGUCACCGAUGUCAUCGACCGGCUGCCCGAGCGCCAUGAGCUGUACAAGAAGAUGGGGUGGAACCAGGUAUCAGUGCUACCGUCCAUGGGAUUCAAAGCUGAAGGCAUGUCGCAGGAGAAGGGCGCCCUUUUCCGUGAAGUUUGCAGAUCGGUGGCCGGGCUCACAGGCCCGGCAGCAGAGAGUGCAGACUCCCUGCUCGUCUCUCUUCCCUCCGAAUUCUUGUUUAACGACCUCCGAGACGCCGGCCGACGUCACAGCAAGGCCGAGAAGACUCUCCCUCACAAUCUGCACUGCGUAGCCCACAAGUCUGCCACAGUGCGAUGUGCCGGUGGCAGAAGCCUGGAGAUCAGUUCCGAUGACUGGAGUGCUGGGCUGAAGUCCAAGCACGUGAAGAGCAGUGUCUUCACGUGCAGAGCGACGGACAAGGAGCUGGGUGUCUCCGCCGAAGGCCUCACAAAGCACAAAUGCUCCACGUACACCAAGCCGCAUAUCAUGUGUCAAAGGCAAGAGCUGAUGCGACUCCUCUGCAACGCCUACAGCAAGGAGAUCCGCUAUGAGCUCGCGAACCAAGAGGACAGGAAGGACAUUCUGCUGAACGUCUACAGCUCCCUGUGGAUGUCCAAGCUGGUGCCUGAGCAUGUCUUCGUGUCCUGGAAGGCUGGCGAAGAGGAGAGCUCCAGGGACCUAGUUCUGGGGUCGGGGCCCUGGGCUUUGAGGAUUUUGCCACUCGUGAAGUACGGCCCGAACCAGUACACUUUCGAGAAAAUGGAGGUGCCAAGGUCUGAGGUGCCUGUUGGUGGCAUUCACGACAUUGUGAUCAGCUUUGCAGAACCGAUCAUUUGUCAUGAUCAGUUGGGAUGGUCACAGACAUCAGACUGGAUGGGGCUGCCGGCAUAUGUUGCCGACCACUCACUGCUGAGCCUUCCUCGCAGCCUGGUCAACCAGUUGUGCAGUGCCCUAGGCUUGAAGUCUUGA
Symbiodinium sp. CCMP2456 is the source of this 2769-nucleotide messenger RNA. The record is from the annotation of a GenBank genome assembly. NCBI's taxonomy places the organism in Eukaryota, Dinophyceae, Suessiales, Symbiodiniaceae.